AUGCUUCGGUUUAUCUCCAAUGGGUCAAAUCUUUCCGAAAAUGAGGUUAAAUUGCAAAAACUUAGAGAUAAAUGGAAGGAUGCCACUGAAGUUUUAAGUAAAUGGGGUUGUGUUGAAGACGAUUUGAAGAUGAUAUUUACCCGUUGCCCCGCAUUGCGCAAUGCAGAUCCUGCUCAGGUUCAAUCUAAGCUUUGCUUGCUUAGUGACUUGGGUUUAGGGUCAUCUGAGCUAGUGCAGAUUAUCAAUUGCAGGCCUCGAUUUUUCAGGACGCGGAUUAACCAUAAGUUCGAAGAGAGGCUUGACUCUCUUAUUUCAUUGUUUGAGUCAAAGGAAAUGCUUCACAAGGCCAUUCUGAGAAACCCGUCACUGUUGUGUGAAAAUAGCUAUGACAUUGACGGUAUUGUUGCACAAUAUGAAAAGUUAGGUGUACCAAAAAGGGACUUAGUUAAAAUGCUGAUUUUGCGGCCAACAAUCAUUUCGAGGACUUCCUUUGACGAUGAGAAACUCGAAUAUAUAAGUAGGUCUAGGGUUUCGAAGGAUGCCAAAUUGUACAAGUAUGUGGUGACAUUAAUAGGCAUUUCUCGCGUGGACACAAUUCGUGAAAAGGUCUUGAAUAUUGCAAAGUUUGGUUUUUCGGAUGAUGAGGUACUUGGUCUUUUUGGGAGGUCUCCUAAUAUUUUGACAAUUUCAACUGAUAAGGUUCAGAGGAACAUGACUUUCAUUUUAGGUACAAUGAAGCUUGAAGCUAAGACGAUCUUAAAGUAUCCGAAUCUCUUGUUCGUAAAUAUGGAGACUGUUUUGAAGCCAAGAGGGCUUCUAGCAAUGAAGAUACGAGAUAUGGAUUCCAAGUUGAAAUUACCUUCAAUACUCAUGGCAUUGAGGAUGUCAGAGGAGAGGUUUUUAAAGUUGUUUGUUGAAUGUCAUGACAAGGAAAUUGCUGAUGAAUUAAUGGAGUUUUAUACAAGGACAAAAGAGGCUAAGAGAUUAGCAGCUUCAUCGAAGACUUGUACUACUAGAGGUUUCCCUUUUUGA
Messenger RNA from Vicia faba (fava bean), 1032 nucleotides. The record is from the annotation of a GenBank genome assembly. NCBI's taxonomy places the organism in Eukaryota, Viridiplantae, Streptophyta, Magnoliopsida, Fabales, Fabaceae.